This is a messenger RNA of Puntigrus tetrazona (Sumatra barb), 2781 nucleotides long. It is a transcript of the gene glyctk, whose product is annotated as glycerate kinase. The record is from RefSeq and is a predicted model, not a curated record. Gene Ontology annotation, biological process: protein phosphorylation. The transcript is spliced from 5 exons. Gene Ontology annotation, cellular component: cytoplasm. Bases 524 to 2107 code for a protein of 527 amino acids. Gene Ontology annotation, molecular function: glycerate kinase activity. NCBI's taxonomy places the organism in Eukaryota, Metazoa, Chordata, Actinopteri, Cypriniformes, Cyprinidae.
CGAUCUUGUUCACAACAAACAGAGAGAGGGGGCGUUAGAAUUGUGAAUGUGUAAACCUGACAUGACUUUUAAACAAACGCUAAGACGUUGUUUAGACUUUUUAUUGUGUUUUCUAUGGCUAAGUGACCAGAAAUUGGAGUACUGGGGAAAGGUUGAGGUAAAAAAAAUAAUAAUCCUUUGAUGUAAACUGUGAGGAAACCGUCUAUUUCCAGUGCAGCCUGUAAAGGUGGUCCAUGCAUAGACGUGUAAACUGGCCACCACCAUUACUGGACUUUUAACUUCACUGUCACGAGGCCAUUGGAGCACCGCCUCCUACUGUUUUGGGAUUAACUCUUGAUAAACGCACAAACAUCUUGCAACUGGCUAUGCUCAAAAACUUCGGCCUAUGGUCAACACUUAGUCAAUUAUUACUCACUCAGUACACAGGCUCUGGUCAGCUCGUAAAUGAGCUUCAGAAUUGCAUGCAACAGUGUGCAGGUAUUAAGUGUCCCUCUUCAUCUGAUGUGGAUAGUUUGAUUGGUUUAUGGCUCAGAUUCUUGCUUUGUCACGUUCUCUUCACCUGCAGCACCCACUGCGGGUGAGCUUAACAUCAUUGCGCUCACGCAGUAUGUCGUCGUUAGACACUCGAGCCCGAGCUGUGUUUUCUGCAGCACUUGAAGGUGUGCAGCCGGACAUAGUGGUCCGCAGGAGUCUGGAGAGACAUGGAGACAAACUUCUCGUGGGUGGACAGAGCUUCACACUCACCAAUAACCUUUAUCUGGUGGGCUUUGGAAAGGCUGUGCUGGGGAUGGCAGCAGAAGCAGAGAGGAUUGUAGGAGACCAUCUAAUUAAAGGGGUUGUCAGCGUGCCUCACGGUAUCCAGAAAACACUACGCAAUCAUGGAAAAGCGAAGAUGCUACUUGAGAAUAACAGCAGAAUUACAGUGAUGGAAGGAGCAAAGAACAAUUUACCGGAUGCAGAUGCCCAGAAGUCAGCAGACUGUAUUCGAGAUCUUGCCAGUGGUCUGACUGAGAAAGAUCUGCUGCUUGUGCUCAUCUCUGGUGGUGGUUCUGCUCUUUUACCUGCUCCAGCCCCACCCAUGUCCUUGCAGGAGAAGCAGGAUGUGACAAGAAAACUAGCAGCAGCAGGGGCUACAAUUCAGGAGUUAAAUACAGUAAGACGAGCCCUGUCAUUGUUGAAGGGUGGAGGCCUUGCCCAGUGUGCCAGCCCAGCCCAGGUAGUGGCAUUGAUUCUGUCAGAUGUUAUUGGAGAUCCUCUGGAUUUAAUAGCCAGCGGUCCAACAGUCAGGAGUGACUCAAAGCCAGAGGAGGUAUGGGAUAUCUUGAAUCGUUAUAAGCUCUCUGGCACUCUUCCUUCCUCUGUGAAAGAGGUGCUUAGACCCCAUUUUGGGUCACAGGUGCAAGAAAAGCCAGAAGAAGUAAAAGACCAUGUUUUAAACGUUGUAAUUGGCUCAAACACUAUUGCCCUUGAUUGUGCCAGCCGAAAGGCUGUUGAGCUAGGGCUUCGACCCGUCAUUCUAUCUCCAGGAGUAUGCGGUGACGUUCGCUCCGUUUCGCGACUAUACGGGCUGCUCUCACGUUUUGCAUGCUUCCCAGAAAAGGAACCUCCUCCAGAACUCGCUGCAAAGAUCCUUCAGCUUGGACCAGAGGUUGGGGUAGAAAGCUGGGACUUGUGUCGUACCAUGAACGUGCUCGUAGGGGAGAGGAAGGAAGGCUGGGGUGCAACCUGUCUUCUGGCUGGAGGGGAACCUACUGUGCAACUGACAGGAAAGGGCAGGGGAGGGAGGAACCAGGAGUUGGCUCUGCGGGUGGGGCUUGAGCUCAGUCGUGAUGAAGUAAAGAGUGGUGCAGUGUUCCUCAGUGGAGGAACAGAUGGACAGGAUGGCCCCACUGAGGCAGCUGGUGCUGUCGCAAGUGGAGAACUGAUGGAAGAGGCCACAUCUCAAGGUCUGGACAUUGAUGGCUUUCUCGUCAAUAAUAAUUCGUUCACAUUUUUCUCGCAGCUCUCUGAAGGACAACGGUUACUUAUGCCUGGUCUGACAGGAACUAAUGUGAUGGAUGUGCAUGUGAUGCUGCUGCCACCAUCAGCGCAAAGGGACAUGCAAUAAUUUGACUCCAAGAUGAUAGAGGGAUAAUUUUUUCUUUAAGAUAGUUCUCUUUUUAGGAUUUGUCCAUGAUAUUAUCACUUAUUUUAACCACUAAAGUUUUAUUUUCUUCAUGCCAUGGAAGAUUCCUGCUUGGUCUUGAACCAAAGUAAGGUGCUUUACAAUGCGUAUUGUACACUGACUGAAAUAUAAUUUACUUACGAAAUAAAUAACAGAACACUAAUACGCAAUCAGAUACAAAUUGUAUUUAUUUUUUGCACUGCAAAAAGACAGCAGUAACCUCUUGGACAACAGUAAGAGGCACAAUUCAUUUCUUUUUUUAUCUUUUUACAGUGAAGCCUAAGUUCUACAUACAGACCAGGUGACUAUGUGAACAUUUGGGACCUUAAGUUUGACUAGUAUUCUUGUCAGUUUUUGGUCAAAUGAUACUGUCUGAGAAUGGUUGAAGUUUAGUUUCGCUAUCUACUAGCUUCCAGAAUUCAAUCAUAAAACACUAAAGCGUUCAAAAAAUUCAGAGCUUCUAUUUAUCACAGCAAGUUCCUUUAACACUCUCUCUUCAGUGCACAGCACUGUCAGGUGUUUUAGAGCAUAUAUUUGUGUAUUUGGACCUUGAGUUUUGCAUCACAGACAUAUUCAUGAGUAAAACCAAUAAAGUUGCACAGAUUAUUUAGUCUUCU